AUGCAACCAUAUAUCUGUGCCCUGUUGAGCCUGUAUCUUGUAGGGAUUGUUGUCGCUGAAGAUGGUAUUAAAGGGAAACAGGAGAGUUUUGAUUCGGCCAUUGAUUAUGAAAGCACCAUUUAUUCAAGCAAUACGGAAACUGCGCCAUCCACUGCAAUAAAGCUGCAGGUUUUCUACAGCAUUGAUGGUAGUAAGCCAGUGAGAAGAGGUGACCUUGUGUUGGAUCCCUAUUCUCCUAAACGCAGUUCAAACCGUAUGGAGUCAUCUACUGCCGUUGAUAGUGCUGUUACUGCUGUUAAACCUAAAGGCUCUCGGUACGAGAUCCAAAUUGGUGAUGCUUCCAAUCAAAAGAUACUCAAGGCAUCGGUCCCAUUGUGCAUGCUCCAAACCUCGCGAUUCCACGAGAUGAUUACUGUUCAUGUAGAUAGCCAUGGGAAACCGUUUCACUUGGAUUACCUUGUAAAUGCAAACGAGUGCUUGCCAGAUAUUGAUUUUGGUAAAACGCUGCACUUUAAAACUGUUGUGGCUGUUGGUCGUCUUGCCGACGCACCAAGACCCAUACUUGAAAAACUCAAGGAAACAGUAGAUGGGCAAGAGCCUGUUCCUGAGCAGUCGUUUAUCCAGAAAUACUGGUACUAUAUUAUUCCGAUUAUGCUUGUUUUGACACUAUCUAGUAGUGGUGGUGAUGAUGGAAAGGGCGAAAAGCCUGCUGCAGCCAAGAAAUAAGAUUGAAUCAAUAACAAGGACUGAUAAUUCAUUU
Molecule: messenger RNA, 760 nt
Organism: Batrachochytrium dendrobatidis JAM81
Lineage: Eukaryota; Fungi; Chytridiomycota; Chytridiomycetes; Rhizophydiales
Exons: 6
Coding region: 1-726 (241 amino acids)
Source: RefSeq, a predicted model, not a curated record